This is a messenger RNA of Phaethon lepturus (White-tailed tropicbird), 2861 nucleotides long. It is a transcript of the gene NAV2, whose product is annotated as neuron navigator 2. The record is from RefSeq and is a predicted model, not a curated record. Lineage: Eukaryota; Metazoa; Chordata; Aves; Phaethontiformes; Phaethontidae. Gene Ontology annotation, biological process: nervous system development; neurogenesis. The annotation marks the transcript as partial. The transcript is spliced from 16 exons. Gene Ontology annotation, molecular function: ATP binding; ATP hydrolysis activity.
GCUCACCUGGUGGCAGCAUUUGAGCAGAGCCUGGGGAACAUGACGAUCAGACUGCAGAGCCUGACAAUGACAGCAGAACAAAAGGACUCCGAACUGAACGAGUUAAGGAAGACUAUUGAACUACUGAAGAAGCAAAAUGCUGCUGCCCAGGCUGCCAUCAAUGGAGUCAUCAACACACCUGAGCUCAACUGCAAAGGACCUGGAGCUGCUCAGCCCACAGACCUGCGGAUCCGAAGGCAGCACUCUUCAGAUAGCGUCUCCAGUAUUAACAGUGCUACCAGUCACUCCAGCGUGGGAAGCAACAUAGAGAGUGAUUCAAAGAAAAAGAAGAGGAAGAACUGGUUACGCAGCUCCUUCAAGCAAGCUUUUGGUAAAAAGAAAUCUCCCAAGUCAGCAUCUUCUCAUUCAGAUAUUGAGGAGAUGACUGAUUCUUCGUUACCUUCUUCACCGAAGCUCCCACACCAUAACUCUACUGUUUCAACGCCAUUGCUGAGAGCUUCCCAUUCCAAUUCUCUUAUUUCUGAAUGCACUGACAGUGAAGCUGAAACGGUCAUGCAGUUACGAAAUGAGCUAAGGGACAAGGAGAUGAAGCUGACGGAUAUUCGUCUAGAAGCCCUUAGCUCCGCUCAUCAGCUUGACCAGCUUCGGGAGGCGAUGAACAGAAUGCAGAGUGAGAUUGAAAAAUUAAAAGCAGAAAAUGAUCGUCUGAAAUCUGAAAACCACGGCAGCUGUAGCAGGGCUCAGUCUCAGGUUUCCAUUUCAUCCUCUCCAAGACAUUCAGUGGGUCUCUCUCAGCACAGUUUGAACCUCACGGAGUCAACCAGUCUCGACAUGCUGUUAGAUGACACUGGAGAUGGCUCUGCCCGGAAGGAAGGAGGCAGGCACGUCAAAAUAGUUGUCAACUUUCAGGAUGAGAUGAAAUGGAAGGAGGAUUCGAGGCCUCGCACCUUCCUCAUAGGCUGCAUCGGAGUCAGUGGCAAGACCAAAUGGGAUGUUCUGGAUGGGGUUGUAAGACGGUUGUUUAAGGAGUAUAUCAUUCAUGUGGAUCCUGUGAGCCAGCUGGGACUGAAUUCAGACAGUGUUCUGGGCUACAGCAUUGGAGAAAUCAAACGCACCAACAGUGCAGAGACACCUGAGCUCUUGCCCUGUGGCUAUCUAGUUGGAGAAAACAACACUAUUUCAGUUACCAUCAAAGGUAUCUGUGAGAACAGUUUGGACGGUCUGGUGUUUGAAUCACUGAUCCCAAAGCCUAUACUGCAGCGUUACGUCUCUCUCCUGAUGGAACACAGACGGAUUAUCUUAUCUGGCCCCAGUGGCACCGGCAAAACAUACCUAGCAAACCGUCUCUCUGAGUAUAUGGUCCUUAGAGAGGGCAGGGAGUUGGCCGAUGGCAUUAUUGCAACCUUCAAUGUGGACCAUAAAUCCAGUAAGGAACUCCGCCAAUACCUGUCUAACCUAGCAGACCAGUGUAACAGUGAAAAUAAUGCUGUGGAUAUGCCGCUUGUAAUCAUUUUGGAUAAUUUGCAUCACGUUAGCUCCCUAGGAGAGAUUUUUAAUGGACUUCUAAACUGCAAAUACCACAAAUGUCCGUAUAUUAUUGGCACAAUGAACCAAGCCACCUCCUCAACACCUAAUCUUCAACUUCACCAUAAUUUCAGAUGGGUGCUAUGUGCUAACCACACUGAGCCGGUCAAAGGCUUUCUCGGACGAUUCUUGAGGAGAAAACUAAUUGAAACAGAGAUCAGUGGCAGGAUGAGAAAUGCAGAGCUGGUUAAAAUUAUUGAUUGGAUUCCCAAGGUCUGGCAACAUCUGAACAAAUUCUUGGAAGCUCACAGCUCCUCCGAUGUUACUAUUGGUCCACGGCUCUUUCUCUCCUGUCCGAUAGACGUAGAUGGUUCUAGAGUUUGGUUUACUGACUUGUGGAACUACUCCAUCAUCCCAUAUCUUCUGGAAGCAGUUAGAGAAGGGUUACAGUUGUACGGGAGGAGAGCGCCCUGGGAGGAUCCUGCAAAAUGGGUAAUGGACACCUACCCCUGGGUGGCCACCCCACAGCACCAUGAGUGGCCUCCUCUGCUACAGCUGCGGCCUGAAGACGUGGGCUUUGACGGCUACUCAAUGUCACGCGAAGGCUCGACCAGCAAACAAGUUCCUGUGAGUGAUGCUGAAGGAGAUCCUUUGAUGAACAUGCUAAUGAGACUGCAAGAAGCAGCCAACUACUCAAGUCCCCAGAGUUACGACAGUGACUCCAACAGCAACAGCCAUCAUGAUGACAUCCUCGAUUCAUCUCUGGAGUCCACAUUGUGAUCUUCCUCAGAUAGAAAUAGGUUGUUUCCAUUAGUGCUCUCCCAUUUGGCAAGAACCCUGAUCGCAGACUCAUGAAAAGAACACGUUCCUGGGCUGGGAUCUCAGUAUUAGAGCUGCAAGAACACCAAGACACUUGGAGUCAGUCUUGAACCUGGGUGCAGGCAACCCAAGCAACCUUUGUGGUGUUUUUCUUUUGACGAUGAUGAGAACUACUGCACUAUUCCUUUGUUUUCUUCUGUUUAGUUGCUGUAAGCUCUCAUGCCUAAAAUACUGAAGAUGUUCAAAAUAAUCAUCGUUACAAAAAGUUGAAGGGGCGGGGGGCGGGAUUUCACAGCUAUGAAGCAAACAGCUUUGUGCCAUGUACUGUCCGGAAGGAGAGGAAAUUUUUGCCUAUGCUGCUUCUGACCAAACACAUUUAGGUGAGGGCUGGACUUUUACCAAUCAGCUUUGCGGCUUAGACUCAGCUCAUAUAGUUCUGGUGCUAUAAGAAUAUCGCUUGCCUUGGUAAUAAUACUCAAUGAAGGCAAACCUGCAAACCAGGGAAGUUUGAAUAAAUA